AAAUCAACUGCAGCUGCAACUAAAUUCGAUUAAACUAAUUUGCUGAAAUGUCCAUGCAUUUGAGAGCUGAACAUUGAUUUUAGGCCAGGCCAAAUCAACCGACAGGCGCUGUGCAGCAGGCGGCAACAGAAAACCAGGCGCACACGCAGGCGAAAAAUAAAUACAAAUAUAAAACAAUACGAUGAGCGACAGCAAUAAUCAGUUUUGUGACGUUGAUUUUUGAACAAAUAACCAAAAAAAAAAAAAAAAAAAAAAAACCAGCUGAGUGCGCCCAGUCUCUGAGAAGUUUUGAUUCUCGUGUUCUUUUUGGUUUAUCGUGUUUUCUUUUUGGUGCACCGGCGACUGCGGCUCCUGGUGGUUGGUUGGAGGAGGCCCAGACCUAGGCACAGCCUACCACGAACGAACACAACAUAGAGUAUCUUGCAAAGGCUGCAUACCUUUUGUUUUGUAUCAAAAUCUUAUCUUCCUCUCCAAACGCAAUCACAAUCGCAAUCGAAAACAAAACCGAAUCUAAAACGAAAUGGCGGCCUACUUGAAUCGCACCUUCUCGCUGGUCACUGGCCAAACGGCGCCCAACGGGAACUCCGACACCGACGACCAUCACUCCUCCUCGUCCACGGACACUGUUGACAAAUCCACUGCUGGUCUCUCGCGUCACAAUUCUCCACUACAAUCGUCUGGCUCAAAUACAUCGAUGAAUUUUGCUUUGAACCCGGUUGGAAUUGCGUCCGAUACGCGGCUGUAUCAACCGAAUGGUAAAUCUCCACUGCAGAUCUUUGUGCGGGCCAAAAAGAAGAUCAACGACAUCUACGGAGAGAUUGAGGAAUAUGUGCUAGAGACGACGACCUUUAUUAAUGCUUUGCAUGCCGAAGCCGAGAUCGUGGACAAGGCCGAACGGGAGCUGUUCGAGAGCUAUGUGUACAAGGUGGCAGCCAUCCGAGAGGUGCUGCAGCGCGAUCACAUGAAGGUGGCCUUCUUCGGUCGCACCUCGAACGGCAAGAGUUCGGUGAUCAACGCCAUGCUGCGCGAGAAGAUCCUACCCAGCGGCAUUGGCCAUACCACAAACUGUUUCUGUCAGGUGGAGGGCAACGAUGGUGGCGAGGCGUAUCUGAUGACUGAGGGUUCUGCAGAGAAGCUCAAUGUGGUGAACAUUAAACAACUGGCGAACGCCCUGUGCCAGGAGAAGCUCUGCGAGAGCAGUCUGGUGCGCAUAUUCUGGCCCCGCGAGCGCUGCAGUCUGCUGCGUGACGAUGUCGUGUUUGUAGACUCUCCCGGCGUGGACGUGUCGGCGAAUCUGGACGAUUGGAUUGACAAUCAUUGCCUCAAUGCGGAUGUCUUUGUGCUGGUCCUCAAUGCCGAGUCCACGAUGACGCGUGCCGAGAAGCAGUUCUUUCACACAGUUUCCCAGAAGCUCUCCAAACCGAACAUCUUUAUAUUGAACAAUCGCUGGGAUGCCUCGGCCAAUGAGCCCGAGUGUCAGGAGUCGGAUCUGGCCAAGGUUAAAUCGCAGCAUACAGAGCGCUGCAUCGAUUUUCUCACCAAAGAGCUGAAAGUGAGCAACGAGAGGGAGGCCGCCGAGCGGGUGUUCUUCGUUUCGGCCCGCGAAACCCUACAGGCGCGCAUCGAGGAGGCCAAGGGCAAUCCGCCGCAUAUGGGAGCCAUUGCGGAGGGCUUUCAGAUCCGCUACUUUGAGUUCCAGGACUUUGAGCGCAAGUUCGAGGAAUGCAUCUCGAAGAGUGCGGUCAAGACGAAGUUCCAGCAGCACAGCUCCCGCGGCAAGAGCGUGUCGGGCGAUAUGCGCUCGAUGCUGGACAACAUUUUCGAGCGGAUCACGAUCUUUCGCAACCUGAAGCAGGACCAGAAGACCAUGCUCACGGACCGCAUCCAGGGCACCGAGACUCAGAUGAUGCAGGUGACUCGCGACAUGAAGCUGAAGAUCCACACCAUGGUCGAGGAGGUGGAGGAGAAGGUAUCGAAGGCCCUCAAUGAGGAGAUCUGGCGCCUGGGCGUCCUCAUCGAUGAGUUCAAUAUGCCCUUCCAUCCCGAGCGGCUUGUCCUCAACAUCUACAAGAAGGAGCUCAAUGCCCAUGUGGAGAGCGGCCUUGGCAGCAACCUGCGCGCCCGCCUCUCCAUUGCCCUGGCCAUGAACGUGGAGUCCGCCCAAGCGGACAUGACCGAUCGCAUGCAUGCUCUGGUUCCCAACGAGCAACUGAUUGUUAGCAGCACCAAGAUGGCCCUACGCAAUCAGCCCUUCGAGAUGCUCUACUCGCUGAAUUGCCAGAAUCUGUGCGCUGAUUUCCAGGAGGAUCUCGAGUUCAAGUUCAGUUGGGGCAUUACGGCCAUGAUCCAGCGGUUCACGGGCAAGGUGCGGGAGCGCAGCAAAAAGAAUCAGCCGGCCUUGGCCAACCGUCAGACCAGUAUAGGGCAGCAGCAUGGCGUUUUAACGCCCGUUAGUUCGCCGGUGGACGACAACACACCGAUUUGCCUGUUGCCAUCGCCUGGAUCAGUAGUGGGGGGCAUUACGCCCGAGCAAUUGUCGCUGAUCUCGCGAUUUGCCCUCUCAUCUGUCGGCGGUCAGGGCACAAUGGGUGGCCUUUUGGUGGCCGGUAUCAUGCUGAAAACAAUCGGAUGGCGCGUCCUGGUCGGUGUGGGUGCACUCUAUGGCUGCAUCUACUUGUACGAGCGCCUGUCGUGGACAAAUUCCGCCAAGGAGCGCACCUUCAAAAGCCAGUAUGUGCGGCAUGCCACCAAGAAGCUCAAGAUGAUUGUCGACCUAACAUCGGCCAAUUGCAGUCACCAGGUGCAGCAGGAAUUGUCCAGCACCUUUGCACGGCUCUGCCGCACUGUGGACACGGCCACCACCGACAUGAAUGAGGAGCUCAAGACGCUCGAGGUGCAGCUGAAUUUGCUCGAGUCGAACCAGAAGCAGCUCAAACUCCUUCGGAACAAGGCCAACUAUAUACAGAACGAGCUGGACAUUUUCGAGCACAAUUAUAUAUCAACGCAGUAGAGCAUAAACGAUCAAGGAUCACCAUUUGAUAUGAAAAGAGAGAGAGAGAGAGAGAGAGAGGAGAAGAAGCUUUACAUAAACCGUGAAAUGAGGGGGGCGGGUAGAAAAUAUAUGUAAAACACACACACACCCGACUACAACAACAACAAUUGGCCC
Drosophila persimilis is the source of this 3166-nucleotide messenger RNA. It is a transcript of the gene Marf, whose product is annotated as transmembrane GTPase Marf. The coding region runs from base 521 to 3010 and encodes 829 amino acids. The transcript is spliced from 9 exons. Gene Ontology annotation, cellular component: mitochondrial outer membrane. Gene Ontology annotation, biological process: mitochondrion localization; mitochondrial fusion. NCBI's taxonomy places the organism in Eukaryota, Metazoa, Arthropoda, Insecta, Diptera, Drosophilidae. The record is from RefSeq and is a predicted model, not a curated record. Gene Ontology annotation, molecular function: GTPase activity; GTP binding.